Molecule: messenger RNA, 438 nt
Organism: Penicillium daleae
Lineage: Eukaryota; Fungi; Ascomycota; Eurotiomycetes; Eurotiales; Aspergillaceae
Product: AP-2 complex subunit sigma
Exons: 5
Coding region: 1-438 (145 amino acids)
Biological process (GO): protein transport; clathrin-dependent endocytosis
Cellular component (GO): intracellular membrane-bounded organelle; AP-2 adaptor complex
Molecular function (GO): clathrin-cargo adaptor activity
Source: RefSeq, a predicted model, not a curated record
AUGGUCCUCUCUUUCAUUCUUGUUCAGAAUCGCCAGGGCAAAACGCGCCUGGCGAAGUGGUAUGCACCCUAUAGCGAUGAAGAAAAAGUCAGAUUGAAGGGCGAGGUGCAUCGCCUCGUUGCCCCCCGAGAUCAAAAGUAUCAGUCGAAUUUUGUCGAGUUCCGCCGCAGCACUAAGAUCGUGUACCGCCGAUACGCUGGGUUGUUCUUCUGCGUUUGCGUGGACGCUAACGACAAUGAGCUCGCAUACUUGGAGGCUAUUCAUUUCUUCGUCGAGGUGCUGGAUCAAUUCUUUGGGAAUGUGUGCGAGUUGGAUCUUGUUUUCAACUUUUACAAGGUCUACGCCAUCCUGGAUGAAGUCUUCCUUGCCGGCGAGAUUGAAGAGACGAGCAAGCAAGUCGUGCUGACGCGACUUGAACAUUUGGAUAAGCUGGAGUGA